AUGGCGUCUUUAAUAUCAUUACAAACACCUUUAUACCUAGAUAUUAUAUCCGAUAUCAAAUUUUCACCUAAACAAAAUCAUCUUUUAGUAUCAUCAUGGGAUAGUAGGUUGUUGCUUUACGAUUGUUCAGACGUUACCCAAUCAUCAAUGGUAACAGAAUUUCAAUCUAAUAUUCCAAUAUUGAGUAUUGCUUAUGGAUUAGGCAACUCUACGUAUGUUGGAGGAUUAGAUGGGACUGUUAGGCAAAUUGACUACGAAAAUUUGAAAAUAGGUAACGAAAAUAUUGGUGACAAGACUGAAUCUGUUCUGGGUAUUAAUAAUUUGAAAAGUAUUGAAAACCAACCGCAUAUACUAGUAGCAAGUGGUUUUGAUGGCAGAUUGCAGUUUAUCGACUCACGGAAAAGAACACCCAUUUUAUCACGAAAAUUGUCAAAUAAAAUAUUUUGUACUGAUACAACAAGUGAGUAUUUAACAAUAGGAAUGUCUGAAAGAAGAAUUGAGAUUUAUGAUCACAGAAAUUGGAAUCAACCUUACCAGGUACGCGAAAGCGGAUUAAAAUAUCAAAUAAAAGACCUUAAGAACUUCCCUACAGGAGAUGGAUUUGCUAUAUCCAGCAUUGAUGGACGCGUUGCUAUGGAGUACUUCGAUCCCUCAGAGGAAGCUCAAUCUAAAAAGUUUGCAUUCAAAUGUCAUAGAUUUAGUGAUAAACAAUCUCGAACAGAUUUGGUUUAUCCCAUAAAUUCUAUGGUAUUCAACAAAGGAAACAAUACACUUUUCACAGCUGGAUCUGAUGGAUACCUUUGUUUAUGGAACUGGCAAAAACGUAAAAGGAUAAAGCAAUUUUCGAAAUUCGAAGAUGAUCAUGCUAACACCCAGAGUAUAGUCAAAACUGAUAUUAGUUUUGACAAUAAAUUAAUUGGUAUUGCUACUAGUGAUGACAGUUUUAAAAAUAUGAAAUCGUUAUCUCUGAGUUCUGAUAAUAACAAAGCAAGCAAAAUCUAUAUAAAAACUUUAACUUGA
Debaryomyces fabryi is the source of this 1020-nucleotide messenger RNA. It is a transcript of the gene BUB3, whose product is annotated as Bub3p. Gene Ontology annotation, biological process: mitotic spindle assembly checkpoint signaling. NCBI's taxonomy places the organism in Eukaryota, Fungi, Ascomycota, Pichiomycetes, Serinales, Debaryomycetaceae. The record is from RefSeq and is a predicted model, not a curated record. The transcript has a single exon. Bases 1 to 1020 code for a protein of 339 amino acids. Gene Ontology annotation, cellular component: kinetochore; mitotic checkpoint complex; bub1-bub3 complex. Gene Ontology annotation, molecular function: ubiquitin binding.